GAUUAUAUAUAUUAUGUUUGAAAUUAAAAUGUAUGACAUACGGCAAACAUUUGUCAAAGAGAAUAACACGUGUAGUGUAGUACAUGUUUUCUUUGAUACAUAUGUUAGAAAUUAUUUCGUAAGCAAAGGAAUAACGUUGAUGUGUGUUAUUAUUGUAGUACGUUAAAUGUGCUUAUGCCAAGUUCUGUUUUCUAUGGUGUACGGGCUAUUUUGAUUUAUGUUGAUUACUAAAGAACCGUAUACCUAUACAACCCAUUCCACCCCCAAAGAAGCAAAAGUUUUUAAGGAAACUCAGAAACUAAAAAAAAUUGUCAGACUGUAUCGGGAUUAAAUACAUAGUUCCGAAUUUUGUAACUGUUGACUAUUACUAAUUCUUUUCUUGAAAUAUUUUUAAAAAAUUUCAGUCACUCCUGAAGGAAAUCUAAUUGAUACUGGCUGCCAAAAUGGACAGUGCAGACACUGAAGACGAUUUCCAAGAUGCAUGCGAAAUACAACCCAUGCCGUGCUCUAUGGAUAUUGAUACAGCAAUGGAAGAAGCCAGAUCAGCUGUACAUUAUUUUUUCAAUAACAAAUUUGAAGAGGCAAGAGAAAUUUUGAAACCAUGGGCAGAAACAAGUAUGUACCAUGCUGUUGGUAACAGUGUGUUCCUGUUUCUGGAAGCAAUGCUUACAUUUGAGCAGGGCCAUAUCGAAGCAGCUUCUGAUGCCCUUAAACAUUGCAUAGCAGUUUGCAAUAAGUACAGAAAAAAAUCCACAAUAACUGAAUCAAUUGGGAAGAUGGUGAAGAAGACUAAUUAUGAACAGUAUACGACUGAAGAGAUUCACGCUGAGCUAUGUUAUGCUGAAUCAUUAUUAUUGAAGUCCAUGCUAACCUUCAUUGAAGAUGAAACAUUAGUAAGUUUCAUCAAAGCUGGUUUGAAGAUAAGAUUGUGCUACAACUCUUACAAGGAAUGUAUGAACAUCCUCAACACCAGAAAAUGGCAACAUGAGAAUCACAAAAUUCAUUUUGAAAGUGGAGUUAGGAUGGGCAUUGGUGCUUUCAAUUUGAUGAUCUCAUUGCUGCCUGGACGUGUAAUAAAGCUGCUGGAAUUUAUCGGCUUUUCUGGAAGCAGACAUGUGGGUUUGAAAGAACUAGAACUUGGCUAUAAACUUCACAACAGCAUUCGGCAAAUUCUGUGUGUGAUGGCACUUCUUUGCUACCAUUUGAUUGUCAUUCAUGUCUUCAGUCAUUUUGAAGGUGAUCUGGACUUCUGUGAUGAAAUCCUAAAACACCAGCUACAGCUAUAUCCAGAUGGUGUGUGGUUCCUGUUCUUCAAAGGAAGGCUUGAGUUUAUGAAAGGAAAUAUUGAUGAAUCCAUUUCAUGGUACACGCGAUCCUGGAAGUCUCAGAGUGUGUGGCCUCAGUUUCACCAUCUUUGUUUCUGGGAGCUCACAUGGACAAACAGCAUAAAGUGUGAUUGGAGGGAAGCAAGUGUGUAUGCAGGCUUCUUGUUGGAAGAGAGUCGUUGGUCUAAGACUAUUUAUAGUUACCAAAAGGCAGCGAUACUCAUAAUGCUUGGUGAAAACAUGACUGCUGAAGAGAAAUCAGAGAUUGAAAAUCUUAUGAGGAAUGCACCACAAUGGAAACAGCGAAUAGCUGGGAAGUCACUUCCAAUGGAAAAGUUUGCCAUUAAGAAGACUUCUCGCUAUUUCACUCAAGAAAAUUCAUUAGUUUUACCAGCCAUUGAACUAAUGUAUGUGUGGAAUCUGUUCAAAGUAUUGGGAAAAAAACACCAUCUUGUUCUACAAAUGUACAAAAUUAUUGAAAAGGCACUAGUGAGACUGAAUGAGCAGCAAGAAAGAACUGAUUAUGAUGCUGACAACAGGGCUCUUGUUCUCCUCUUGAAAGCAGCCUGUCUUCGACAGAUGCGGAGUCCACUGCAAGCAGAAGAGUGUUUACAAACUGUCCUUUCGCUUGAGAAAAAACUGAAAGAGGAUCUUUACUUAGUUCCAUAUGCAAUGGUUGAGUUGGCAUUUGUCUGUAAAGAUAUGGGUGAUUUGAACCGAGCAUCUCAGCUACUUGAAGAUGCAAAGAAGAACUACACUGGUUAUUCUUUGGAAUCCCGCCUUCAUUUCAAAAUCCAUGCAUUUCAAGCAGAUUUGGAAGAAACUAAACAAUCAAGUGAUGAAAAAGUUCCAGAGUCUUCAAAAUUUUAGAGGGAGACCAUUAUUUUCAUGUAAUAUAACCCACAUUCCUAUUUUUAAAAGAAAAUGUGUGGUUGUGUUGUACAUUUUGUGAUAAUACUCCAUUGUUUUUGUUUUUGAAAUAUUUUUAUUACAAAUAAAUUUUGUUUUUCUCGAAACCAUACUAGCAGAAAUGUUUUAUAACUGCUGCAUAACAUGUUUAAUGAUUCUGUUAAAUUUUUAGUUAAAUAAACAGCUGUUUCAGUAAUUUACAGUUUGCUUGUAUUAAAACCAAUUUGAAAAUGUAUUAUGUUUCUCCACCAGGUAUUUAAUUUUUUUUUUUGGGGGGGGGGGGGGGGGGAUAUUGAAAGCUCUGUGAGGAACAUAGUUUUAAUAAGAAUACCAAAUAAAGUUUUAUAAGGCACAGUGAUAUUUAAAACAAGUUGUUAUAAGCCGCUCUAUAGAUAUAAAACAUUAUAGGAGCAUUGGUCUUCUUCAAAACUAACUAUGGAAAUGUACCCGUUUAAUGUAACCAACAAGAAAACAGGAAAAACUGUACUGAAAUGAAAACAGACAGUAACAAUUAAUUCUGAGCGAACAUAAAAUGAUGCCGGUAGUGCAGUAAUGUAACCGGGGCAGCAAAGUCAACAGCCAGAAUCCACCCAAAAAGAUCCUAAUGUGAGUGGCUUGAUUGGUGCUGUAUUAUAGAAUGUGCCUAAGCAUAGAAUGCUGGACUAUAGACCUUUGAUUGUAAAUCAUUUUCAUCCUAGAGAGAGUCUCACUGUUACUUCGUGGUGUAAAGAUACAGUAACUCCCCCCCCCAACCAAGUUUUUUUUUUUUUUUUUUUUUUUUACUAAUUUCAUGGGACCAGGACAGAAAUAUGUAAAAUAAAAAAAAAUCAGGAAUGUGUAAAAUGUGGGAAAUGCUAAAUAUUUUUUUUUAGUAUCUAACUAUAAUAAAGUAAAAACAUUAUGGAGCAGAUAUACAUAAAGCAAAAUUAAAUGUCAAAGAUUCCUAGAUUGUUCCACAAUGACUGCCAAUAACUAGAAAUUUACUAUCCCAAAUGAUGAAAACAAUAGAUCCUUACCAGUACACAGUAAUUACCUAUGUAAUAAUGUGCAUAUCAUAGCAUCUAAAAAUUAAUAUAAGUUUAUUUCUAAGAUAGUGAGAAAUUUUCUUUCCCUUUUCUUGAAAUAAUUGCUUUCUUUACAUUUAUUAAUUUCAUAUCCUUUUUGUGGAAGAAAUCUUAUUAAAUGAACUCAAACCACUUACAAUGGAUUUUUUUCAUUUGGGAACAUAAAAGGUUAAGCUGCAUAUCGACAUUGCACAGCAGCCUCGAGAGACAGUUAUCAUUGUGAGGCGGCCUCACGAUGCAGAACAGACUACACGAGGUUGCCGCGCAAGCCAAGCCGAGCCGUCAGUAGCUGCGAAGGAAGCAUGGCAUCGCCUGCACGAGCUGCUUCAGCUGCAGCUGCAUUUAUUGGGAAUUAUAAUAUUUUAAAAAAGUAAACAGAGGCUUAAACCACGUUAGUGGAUCAAAGAAUUGUACAGAAACUGUGUUUAGUACAAAAAUACAUUGUUGCAGGUUAUCACGUGUGAAACUAUAGAAGAUAUUAUAAAGAUUUUUACACGUAUGAUGCUUGUGGACUUUAGCACUUAAAUUUGUUGAUUAGUUCUCGGAUAGAAAAAGUGUGAUACAUGUAACAGACGAUAACAGUUAAGGAAAGACCUGCUAGAAAAUUAAGAUUCUUAGCAACAUGUGACUGGUUUAAAGUCUGCUGUAUCUUUCUUGUGUGUCAAAAUAGUUAUUUAUAAAAUUGUUCUGGAAGUUUGCAAUGCAGUCAGUUAAAACUUCAACUUCUUUUGCUACAUAAAUAAUCUUUAGCAGAUUACUACAAAAACUAAAUACUUUGUAAACAAAUAAUGUAUUUUACAUGAGAAAACAAACAUUUUUAAUAUCAUGAAACAUUAAAUAUUCUUUAAUUUUAAAUGACCCUACAGUUAAUGAGAAUGAAAUCAUGAACUAACUUAGCAUGUUUAAAAUGAAAGUUACAAAACUUAUGACUCUUAUGCCUCGUUCUAUGUCUCUGUAAUAGAAGAUUUUGAAAGAAUCAACAUCAUCAUCUGGCCUAAUGGAUACUUAACAAGCCUUUAUUAUGGAAAACUUCACCCAAACCAAAUUGCAAGCUCUACUUCUGAUUAUCCAUCAAAAUUAAAUAGUUUUACCGCCAAUUCUUUAACUUCCAACUCAGUAGCUUUUAGUUUGUACCAGGUGCUCCAAGCACCUAUCCAUAAGCACGGUUCAAAAUUUAAUAUUUCCAAUUAGCGUCCAAUAUUUGUACUGAAUGGUUGUUCCAAAAUUUUUGAAAAAAUUAUAUCCAAAUUUCAAAAUUUUCUUCUCAGUAAUAGAUUAUCUACUACACGCCCAAGCCAACUGUGAUCCCGAGGAGGGGAGUGACGGGAGCGCUAGUGUCGCAGUGAGAGAGGGGUGGGGAAUGAGGAGAGGUUGGCAGUAGGGGAAUACCGUUAGCUGUGGAAGCAAGGAGUAUACAUAUGCGUUCAUAAGUGUACGCAACGAUGGCCAUGAAGCGCAGUCGUGCAGUAAGAAAUGUUGUGAUAAGGUGAAGGUACAGUUGUAUGAAACAGCGAAACACAGUGUCUACGAAGAUGUCACAGUGUGUACCAAUGUGUGUCACAGCAUCACAUCGUACCAUUUGUGUUAUAAUAAUUAUUUCACUUAGCACCAUAUUUAACAUAUAUGUCGGUAUACAUAUGCCUAUAAUCAAAGAAAAUAUUGUUUGUGUGAUUAAUUAAUGAAAAAAAUGCAAGAAACAUUUCAACACAGUUUCGUGCAUAGUGCAUGUAACAAACGCCCACUCAGCCAUUUAGUUCUUCAAUUUCUGAUAUGUUACCAUUGGAAUAUGUGCUGCUGUUGUCCGAAAAGUCCCAUUCACUGUCUGAGCUGGACUCGUCAAAGUUAACAACAAUUUUCUCAAUUUCGUGCUCUAUUAGACAGUCACCUGUCCAGUACUCUGCUUUUGUAUGUUUUACAGGUAAAAUAGCAUUUUGCCAUUCUUCUUUGGUGACGCUAUUGAUUGCUUCUGUUGUGAUGUUUUCAAUGGUAUGUGAUGAUUGAGCGACAUUUUUUUCAGCAACACGUGAUUUCACAAUGUUCCAUACAUAAUAGCAUUAAGCUCACAGUGGUAUGGUGGUAAUCUUAUUACUUCAUGCCCAUGUUCUUCUAACAUCUCAUCUAUGCAAAACCUGGGAGGUGGACGUCGACCACGAACGAGCUGGAGGAGUUCACAUUUUGUCAUAUCAUUGUCAUGCGGAAUGUUGUUGUUCUGUAACCAUUGGAUGAUAUCUUGUUUUCUUGUACCGGCUGUUGGUGGCUUAUUUAACUGGACGGAAUGAUAAGGGGCAUUAUCCAUUACAACCAACGAAUUAGCAGGCAGAUUUGGAAUAAGCUUGUCUUGCACCCAUCUGGAAAAGUAACCGGCUAUGUAACUGGCUAUGUAUAGUUUUUUGUUUUGUUGUACUGCCCGAUGCCAUUUGUCAAUACACGUUAUAUUGACUUGAUGUAAUAUUUGGACAUAUGCCAUUGCUUAGCACAUGUAUGUCUGUAGAAGAAAACUACAAAAAAACACAAAUGACAAAAAACACAAAUUAAGCAAAAAAUUGUUAUUGUCAGGAUUUAACGCCAUACAAUACUCCACAACAGAAUAUGGCCAACAAACAAAGAAAAACAAAGAAAAAUGGACUAACAGAACGGAAAAAAAACCACAAUGAUGACAGCACAAAAAUACCGAACCCAAAAAAUUCAGCACAACAGUUGAAACGAGACAGAAACACAGCAAAACGAAAAGACGAAACAAACACAAUAGUUUUCCAAAAAAUAAUAAACAAAAUAGAAACAAAAAAACCUCCACAAAUGAUGACAGCACAAAAUAUUGAACCCAAACAAUUCAAUAUGGUAUGGAAGCACAGGUGCGUCUCUGCCUGAGGACGGGAGCAGAUAGCAGUUCCCGAAACGUCGCUUGUUUCUGUUUUAGAAAAUUGUUGUGUUUGUUUCGUCUUUUCGUUUGGUCGUGUUUUUGUCUCAUUUUGACUGUUGUGCUGAAUUGUUUAGGUUCAAUAUUUUGUGCUGUCAUCAUUUGUGGGGGUUGUUUCGUUUCUAUUUUGUUUAUUAUUUUUUGGAAAACUAUUGUGUUUGUUUCGUCUUUUCGUUUUGCUGUGUUUCUGUCUCGUUUCAACUGUUUUGCUGAAUUUUUUGGGUUCGGUAUUUUUGUGUUGUCAUCAUUUGUGGUUUUUUUUCGUUCUGUUAGUCCAUUUUUCUUUGUUUUUCUUUGUUUGUUGACCAUAUUCCUGUUGUGGAGUAUUGUGUGGUGUUAGAUCCUGACAACAGCAAUUGUUUGCUUAGUUUGUGUUUUUUGUCAUUUGUGUUUUUUUGUAGUUUUCUUCUACAGACAUACAUGUGCUAAGCAAUGGCGUAUGUCCAAAAGCUUACAUCAAGUCAUGCACUCCCAUUGCACAAAUCUUUAAAAAAUAACACGUUGUAUUACAGUCACGCACGCUUCGAAACCUUGCUCCGCUUUCAAAGGAUCCGUGAAAUACUUGAACAGCGAUACGUAUCCGCGCACUGUGUCGUGACUUAUGGUGACAACUCUACUUGCCGUCCCACCCGCGACAUGACGCGCUUCGACCAUUGAGGCGGACUAGGGAAAGGGAGGGGACAGAGUGGUGGAAGGGAUGACGGCGGAGGGAGGGGUCCGUCUGACCUUGGGUAGUUCACAUUUUUCCCGGGACCACAGUUGGCUUGGGCGUGUAGUAGUAGUCAUCAUGUUUGCAGUAGAGGAAUGUCUACAGCUACUAACUUAAUUACAUUUCUCAAUCCCAUAUAGAACGAAAUAGUUAAUAGAGGACAGGUAGAUGUCGUUAUUUCGAUUUGGCCAAAGGUGACACUGUUAACCACUCUUUAUUGCUCAAAACGUUAUCUCAGUUUGGUUUAUGUAAUAACUAUAUAAAUCAGUUUUCCAGUUAUUUGAUAGAUGGAAGUUUUUUGUAUCAAUAAAUAAUAAUAAUUCCUCUCUCUUCAAUGCUAGUUCUGGAGUUCCUUAGGGUGGUACUUUAUUCCCUCUUCAUUUUAACAUUUUUAUUAAUGAUAUCAUCGGUGUCUUAAACUACUCCACCGGAGUCCUUUUUGCAGAUAAUUUGAAAAUUUACAGGAAAAUUAGUACUCCUAACGACUGCCUAUUAUUAUAACAUGAUAUUAAUAAAAUCAAUAAUUGAUGCAUACACAAUUUAGUUAGACUUAACAAGGAUAAAACUUAGAUAAUAUUCUUUACGAGGAAAUAUUACCCAGUCAAGUACGACUAUAACUUGUUGAACUUUCAAAUCAUCAGAACUACAUUAAUAUAAGACCUUGGAAUCUUCCUAGACUCCAAGUUAUUUUUUCAUAAGCAUGUUAACUAUUUAUAUUCUACUACCCCAAGAACUUUGUCUAUUAUAAAAUUCAUCAAUUUUUAUGCUACUAAUUCAGAUUCUAUUCUUUCCCUCUAUUUUUCUUUCAUUAGAUGUAAACUAUAAUAUUGCUCUAUCAUUUGGAACAUCAAGUUCACUGAUAACAAGAAAAUUGAAAGAAUUCAAAAUAAAAUAAUUUAAUUAAUUAAUCUAAAGAGAUUUUCUUAUUCUAUCCUUAUACAGUAAAACCUUUUUGUUGCGACCCCAUUUAUUGCGACCACCUCUCUAUUACAACCCGAUUUCGAGGAACCGUGAAAAAUUGCCGAAAAUCUGAAGAAAAUUGGACAGAAAAUAACUUUCUUGUGGUGAGUAGUGUGUUACUGCGUUUCUCUUGCCGAGUGCUGUACUGCCGUAGGCAGCGCAUAUCUAAAAAUAGAUACCACUUCCUGUCGACCACUGUCAGUGCUUAACAACCCCCAUUCCAUCUCCCUUUGCCGGCAGGGUGCAGAUAAAGGUUUUUGUGGCAACGUGCUUAUGACCGCUACCAGCGCUUAGCAACCCCCAUUCCACGUCCCUUUCCUGGGCAGGGUGCAGAUAAAGGUUUUUGUGGCAACGUGUUUACGUUUAGCUUUUUGCGAGUGUCUAGUGUGGUACGCAGUUAAGGCAAAGAAAGCUACCUGCUGGAUUUAUUUUGAUUUUGAUUACUAUCGGUUGACAAUACACAGCGACCGACUGGAUGCACGCCCGCCUCGACUUGUUUUAACUACCGCAGCGAUGUUUAUUUUGACAGCUCAAGCAAUUAUCUUUUCCCGUGGGUUGAUAGAAAAAGGUCGCUUCACCCAGCAUAAAAAAAAAAGGCUACGCCACUUAUUGCCCACGCAGGAAAAACACUGGCUGCCGUCUGUCUCCCUCGCAUUUAUCUUUCUUAUAACAUUCCACGUCUCACCUCUCGCGCGACCACACAUUGGGCCGUUUUAUGCUUUGUUUGGUGACAGCAGCUUGAUUUUAUUCUGUAUAUUCCUUUAUAGGACCCUUGCUAUUAAAAUACAUUUAUAUUUCAGUUUGAAAGCUUGUAAAUUCUUUGCCAGAGAUGACUGAACUCGAACUUGGUGUGAAAAGUGACAUAUUUUGACCCCUCCCUCGCCACUUUAGUACCCCAUUCAUAAUAGCCCAAUUUUACGGGAGAAGGGAGGGUGAAAUGAGCAUUUUCUCACUGAAGGUUUUUCAAAGGGGAGCGAAGUUGGGGUGUUAUAAGGGAGGACACUAGAUGGUUUGUGUGUUUGGGAGGGAUGAGCUAGCCUUGAAGAAUGUUAACGAGAGAGGAGGGAGGGGUGAGCUUAUGCGUCAUGAAGCCGUUGCCGCCAGCCAGCCGGGCGAGCUUCAUUUGCGCCCACUCGCGUUGCAGAACCUACAGCUGCCAUAUUUUUAAAGGAAAUGUCCCAUUAUUUUUCUGUUAUUCUUACAUGAACAUUAUUGGAAGUAUUAAAGCCGACACAAAAAUAUGUUGUGUGUUAAAAUUAACAGAUUUUAAAGAUCUUUCAUUUCGUUUUUUUUUUUAAAUUUUUUUUUCCUGAUUUACACAUUUUGGUCAAAAAGUCCAAUUUUUUGACGGUUCCCGAGAAUGUAUUCGUAAAAUCACUGCUUCGUUAAAUCCGGGGUUCGUGACAUCGGGGUUCUAGUGUAUUUAACUACGGAAAGCAGAAAACGUACAUGUAAACUAACACAUAUUUUCUUUAGAGGUGGCCUGUAGGGCGACGGACUUGUUAUGAAGGUUGAAGUGGGUUUAUAGCAAAGCCGUCUAGCAUUGUGAGUGACAGCAUCCUGCCAUUGUACGGCUGGUUAGCGAGUAGCGGUUUGGGAGGGAGGGGGGGAUUGAAAUGAACUGAAAAUUUCGGAAAACAUCUAUUAUGACCCCCCCUCUAUUACGACCUUAUUCCUGGGAACCGUGAGGGGUCGUUUCAGAGAGGUUUGACUGUACCUCUCUCAGUUUUGAGAGACUACAAUGAGACACUCUUUAUUCAAAAUUGCUACAACUCUAAAAUUCAAUGUAAGUUUAUCCUUGGAAAUUCUGGCUUGAGAGUACCACAAUUCAAUAGUCAUUUAAGAUCUACUUUAUGCAGAAUUAAUAACAAAAAGACUGUAUCUAUUGACUAAUUUUUAAUUACAAUAAAUUAGAUUUGUAAUUCUAUUGAAUGAAUAAAAAAUGAAAUGUAAUUUUUCAUAUUAUUAAAUGCCUUAGUUAAGAACUUAGUAAAUAGUUAUAACAGAUUUGUUCUUCUCUUUCUUUUUUUUUAUUAAUUUGUGUUGUAUGUAUUAAUGUUUGUGAUAUAAUUGUAUUUGUUGUGUUUGUUGUAUGUAUUGUCACCGCUAAUAUAUGUUACUUUUGCCUUUGUGUGUUGGCCAUGUGCUGUUCUUACCUGCUAUGGUGCCGACAGGGGUGGGAUGGGAGUCCAUAUGUUUGCGGUGAUGAACUUGUGUUUGUCUUGUAUAUUUGUCGUGCCCAACAUCCAAAUCUAACGACUGUUGGUGGGCAUGUCACAAUUUUAAAUAAAUAAAUAAAUAUUGCCAUACCAAAAAACAA
This is a messenger RNA of Bacillus rossius redtenbacheri, 10204 nucleotides long. Its product is annotated as tetratricopeptide repeat protein 39B-like. Lineage: Eukaryota; Metazoa; Arthropoda; Insecta; Phasmatodea; Bacillidae. The record is from RefSeq and is a predicted model, not a curated record. The transcript has 15 exons. Bases 444 to 2195 code for a protein of 583 amino acids. Gene Ontology annotation, molecular function: protein binding.